GCCGGCGGGAGGCUCAGCGCGGCGGUGGGUGCGGGGCCCCCACCCGCUAUCAUGCGCCCGGCCUUGGCCGUAGGGCUGGUCUUCAGCGGGUGCUGCAGCAACGUGGUUUUCCUGGAGCUCCUGGCCAGGAUCAGAGCCUGAGAUGAUAACCUAAAAAGAAGAGAGGUGUCUGGCAGCAAAGCAUCACGCCUGGUAUCAGAAAGAGAUCUAUAUGAAUCCAGUUAGCAAACCAGAGUUGUGAGUUCCAUGUUUUGAAACUUCACCUGAGAACACAGCAGAGAGUUUCCAGGAUGCGGGAACAUCGUGACAUUUGCACAGUUCUUAUUUAUAGCAGUGGAAGGCUUUAUCUUUGAAGCCAACUUUGGAAGGAAGCGGCCAGCCAUCCCAAUAAGAUACUACCUGAUCAUGGUGGCCAUGUUCUUCACAGUCAGCGUAGUGAAUAACUACGCCCUGAAUCUAAACAUAGCCAUGCCGCUGCACAUGAUCUUCAGAUCAGGCUCUCUGAUAGCGAGCAUGGUUCUAGGUGUCAUCAUUUUGAAAAAAAGAUACAGUGUGUCGAAAUACACAUCCAUAGCCCUGGUGUCCGUGGGGAUCUUUAUCUGCACUUUAAUGUCUGCAAAACAAGUGGCGUCUAAAUCCAGCUUAAGCGAAGAGGACGGACUCCACGUCUUCAUGUGGUGGCUGUUAGGCAUCGCGGCACUGACCUUCGCCCUGCUUAUGUCAGCCAGAAUGGGGAUCUUUCAAGAGACCAUCUACAAACAGUUUGGAAAGCAUUCCAAGGAGGCACUGUUUUACAAUCAUGCCCUGCCCCUCCCUGGCUUCCUCCUCCUCGCUCCGAACAUCUACACCCAUGCUGUUCUCUUCAGCCAGUCUGAGCCAUUCCAAGUCCCGGGGAUCGGGCUGACCUUGCCGAUCAUGUGGUUUUACCUCGUCAUGAACGUCAUCACUCAAUACGUGUGCAUUCGGGGAGUCUUCACCCUCACCACGGAGUGCACCUCCCUGACCGUCACCCUGGUGGUGACGCUGCGCAAGUUCGUCAGCCUCAUCUUCUCCAUCCUGUACUUCCAGAACCCCUUCACCGCCUGGCACUGGCUGGGCACCCUCUUCGUCUUCGUGGGCACGCUGAUGUACACCGAGGUGUGGAACAGCCUGGGGCCUCUGCUGGCCAGGCACAGGACGGAGGCCAAGAAGGAGUAAAGGACUGUCUCCGCAAGGACCGUUUUUCAUGGUUUUACAGGGCAGAGCCCCAGUUUCUGUGCGAGAGAGGAGCUGCUGGCUGUGCCAAGCUGGUGGGGAGCGUGUAGCCUCCGCUGGGGAAGAGAACGAGUUUAGCGUUCGGCUCGCAGCCCCUUUCGUUUUAAAAUGGCCCUUUUUAAAAUUUUUAAUACUGUAAAGGUAACAGGCCCGGCACUGGCUCCCUGCCUGUGGUGCUGUCGGCCCAUCCUCCCUCCCCGCCGGUCUGAUUUAACCCUUUGGCUGCCGUCCAUGACCAUUCUCAUUACUGUCCUCGCAGCCUGGUGCGCUCGAGCGGCACGGCAAGGGCUUGCGCCCUGACCCGCCCGGUGGUGCUACUGCCCAGCGCGGCAUUGUAAAGUUCAGUCACAAAGCGUGGAUGCCGAGCCCUGGCUCCUGGGCAGCUGCAGCUACCGACUCUUCCCAAGUCCCCUGAUCCCUCUGUGAAAUCCUCCUGCCGUUCCUGGCUCGUGGCUGGGAAUGAUGCGUUCUGCGCCGCCGCAGAGCCUGCAGCGAAACACUCCAUUUGUGAGAGCGCGUUGUGGGCUCUUCGGUGAGCCUAGACUUGUGAGAGAGGCUUUUAAAAGGUCGAUCACACUGGUGUCCUCGUCUCUUGCUUCAUUGAGACACUGAAGUAUGUAAGAUCAGGGCUUGACUCAGUUUCUCUUUGUAGGUCACCUUUUAAAGCGCAGGUGACAAAUGGCACCAGAGGACUCCAUCCUUGUCAGCUGCCCAGUUCCCAGGUUACUUUUCCCCUCCUAAUUGCUAGUGUAGUAAAGCCAGCCCGGAGCCAAAGAACCCAGCUGGACCAGACAGGUUCUGCAGGCCAAAUUAGACACCCGGUGACUCCUAGCAACCCCAGAGUCCAGUGGGUUUGUCGAGAUGAGACUGAUUAGAAUUUAGACUAUUCUACUGGAGCACAAGAUGCAAUAGCCAAGAGUGAGUGAGCUGGAGGCUGUCGGCUCUGCCUGGCUCAGAGUAGAGGCUUUGUUUGUGUUACUGAACGCAGCCAGGGAACAGAUCUCUCCAAUCAGAAGGUGCCUCUUUCACAUUCCCUUUGCAGAGGAGAACAACCCUGUUGAGUGAUGUGCCCAGUGAAAUUACAGGUGUUUCCCCCGAAAGGCUCAGAGGAAGUCAACCACAUUGAAGGCCUUUGCAUGGUUGACUAUCCCCUAAAUCCCAUGCUGAAGUUACUGCUCAGGUCUAACAUGGCGCUUUCCCUAUGGUCUCCACUCUUUACCCCUGUGCUGCUGCUGCUGCUUGAGCCUCUGAAUCAACCAGCUGUGGCGCUCCUGUGACAUCAGGUCCAUAAAGAUGGCUUCCCCUUAACAUCCUGCCAGAUGACAUUGCAAGAUCUAGCAGCCAACCUUUCCGAUCCUCACUUCGAUUUGGGUGUGCCAGUUCUACCCACCUGUGUUAGGAUUUAUACAUCCAGGCCCCGAGUGAGGGUUUGGCUACAAGCGCACAGACCUGUUCUGUGCAUUGUGGUAGACCUGGCCAGCAGUGUUCAGGAAUGAGCUUACACAGGGCUUGGAGCAAUAGAGAAUUAAUAGUGGCAGGUCUGUGUUGUCCUUUCUAGGUGCAAGGAGGAAAGAUAAAUGUGCAGUAACAAACCCACAAGUGAGUACCUGCUGGGACUCUGCUAAUGGGUGAAAGGGAAGAGGCAUAAACCGAUCUGAAUACAAAGCCAAGAUGUUCCUGUAUUAGAUUACAUGUACUGCCCUCAAGCAGCUAGCCCAGCAUCUGACUAGAAUAAGACGUGAUAGCGGAAGAGCGAAAGCCAUCAGAAGUAGCUCUGAUGGUGGCAGCCUUCAGCGGUCUCAGCAGAGAACAAGGACUGAAUUAGCCACCAUGAUGACCUUUAGCAGAGGUCACAGCUGGUGCCUUGUGGGAGAGCUUGCAAUGUCACUUCCUGGAACUGUUCCAUAGCCAGAUUAGCUCCCCAUUUUCAGCUGUCUUGACUUUGAGCAGCUGGUCAAACUAAUUUACAGCUUCCUUGGCUAUUUAAAGUGUCCGCUCAUAACACAGACUAAAUGAAAGGAGCAUAAUCAGCCAGCCUGUCCUUUUCAUGCUCCAUUGUUCCUAACGCUCUUUAAGUUUGACAACAAGACUUUGUUCCAUUGACUGCACCUCUAAUUUGUCAGAGAACCGCUCACAAGCAAACACCCCUAUGUUACAAUCAGUGUUCAAGUGGACGGGAAGGGAUUCAUUGCCUUUGAAGUUCCCUGUUCCUUGUAACUGAAGCUGUCCAUAGCAGGAUGGAGUUGGCAUCUACUGGCUCAGAGCAAUAUUUCUGAGGAGCAAAACUUCCUGCCUUCGGAGUGCCCCAAACGACACAUGGUUUUCCAAGUAUUUUCUCAGGCAGGGGGAGAAUAAGGUUACUAGACUGUCUGGACAGUCCCUCCCUCCCACAACUAACUUGGUUUAAACCCUGCUUCAGCUCAUCAGCUGGUAUGUACAUACCCCGGGAAAGACCAGCCCAGAAGUAAGAUUUCCAUCUUGAGCUUCAUCAUGGGGGGGGGGAAGCAUUUUACCCAGACUCAGAGCAGGGAGUGUGCGCAGCACAAGUAGAAUUCAGUGUUAGAGCAGCCGUAAAGCUUGUAGAUCAAAGAGUGAAAAUAUGGCCUGGGGCUGAGACCUGGAGUCAGAUUCAGCACUGGCCUCCACUCCACGUGAAACCAGUUUACACUAGCUGUGAAUGUGGCUCACGUAGUUUGGGUUCACUGUUGCUAGCCAAACGGUAGCUUGGCAAGUGUAAAAGUGAAUGUAACGUCGUAUUUGAACAUAGGCUGCUCUCAUUUAUCAGCUAUACUGUACGUGGUCUCUUGUUUCAUGUGAUGCUGUUAUUUUUGCCAUGUUCCGUAUUUGGAUUUUAUUUGAAUGAAAUCGACAUGAUGUUUUUACGUAUAUCUCUGUUUACAAGACAGUCUAGGUGUCGCAGCGUAGUUCUCACCAGACACCGGUAGUGGUGGCUUCCCUCCUGUAUUCUAGUAUCUCUAAGUGAUAGUCUCUAUAAACUCAUGAGAGGCAGAGGGGAAGGAAAAUGCUGAGACAACCUGGACUAUCCAGAGACACCCUGUCAGUGUUCUCACGGUAGGGGUGGUGGACUUGUUUUUAAAAUGUACACUUGAAUGACCGACGGUGAUUUAGCGCAUAUGCAAAUAGACACUUGAAAAGGCCCAACCCCGAAGAUCUGAAAUGCUUUCUGAAUGGAAGUAGAGAUUUAGGUUUGGGGUUUUUCUUUGGUUAAAUAAAUCUGCUCCUGACCCUUA
Mauremys reevesii (Reeves's turtle) is the source of this 4505-nucleotide messenger RNA. It is a transcript of the gene SLC35B4, whose product is annotated as solute carrier family 35 member B4. The transcript has 11 exons. Gene Ontology annotation, biological process: transmembrane transport. Lineage: Eukaryota; Metazoa; Chordata; Testudines; Geoemydidae. The coding region runs from base 406 to 1197 and encodes 263 amino acids. Gene Ontology annotation, cellular component: endoplasmic reticulum membrane; Golgi membrane. The record is from RefSeq and is a predicted model, not a curated record. Gene Ontology annotation, molecular function: UDP-xylose transmembrane transporter activity; UDP-N-acetylglucosamine transmembrane transporter activity.